GCGCGGUGGCCUGAGCGCGGCCGCCAUCGGUGACCCUGGCCAGGGACCUGCUCCAGCCUGGCCACCCCGCGUCUUGUGUUACCGUCUGUGUUGGGUAUUAAAUCAUGGGGAGGAAGCUGGACCUGUCUGGUCUGACCGACGACGAAACGGAGCAUGUCCUCCAGGUGGUUCAACGAGACUUCAAUCUUCGCAAAAAAGAGGAAGAACGGCUAAGCGAGAUGAAGCAGAAGCUGGCCGAGGAAGGCAGCAAGUGCAGCAUCCUCUCGAAGCACCAGAAGUUCGCGGACCACUGCUGCAUGCGCUGCUGUUCGCCCUUCACCUUCCUGGUCAACACCAAGCGCCGGUGUGCCGACUGUCAGUUCAACGUCUGCAAGAGCUGCUGCUCCUACCAGAAGCACGAGAAGGUGUGGAUCUGCUGCGUCUGCCAGCAGGCCAGGCUUCUGAGGACCCAGUCUCUGGAAUGGUUCUACAAUAACGUGAAGAGUCGCUUCAAACGCUUCGGCAGUGCUAAGGUCUUGAAGAACCUGUACAGGAAACACCGGCUGGAGAGCGGGGCGUGCUUCGAUAUUCUAGGAGGAAGCUUUUUCGAGGCAAACCUGGAGAAUGAAGGAAGUGUGUCAGGCAGUGAUUCAACAUUUUAUAGACAGUCUGAAGGACACAGCAUGAUGGACACAUUGGCUGUCGCCCUGCGGGUGGCUGAAGAGGCCAUCGAGGAGGCAAUUUCCAAAGCAGAAGCCUACGGGGACAGUCUGGACAAGCAGAAUGAGGCCAGUUACCUGCGGGACCACAAGGAGGAGCUGACGGACGAACUGGCCACGACCAUCCUGCAGAAGAUCAUAAGAAAACAGAAGAACAAAGGCGAGCAGCAAAUGGGAGAAGAGACAGAGUGGUCACAGCCCCAGAGCUGCAGUGCAGAGGCCGCUGACGAGGGGACCGCAGCCCCCCCGGGAGGCCCCCGAGCUCCCUCCACCCUCUGGCGAUCCCAGUCUGCGUUCUCACUCACCAGAGAAGAUGCCCCGAGGACCCCUUCGCUGGAGGCUACGUCAAGGCCGCCCAGGGGCCAGGACCAGCCACCGAGGGAGGAGGCGGCCUUGCCCAUCUGGAAGAGCGCGGACAGGCUGGACGACACAAACCUGGCCGAGGUUUUGCAGAGCCCCGACGGGAACUGGGUGGCCCUGAAAGAUGGCACUCUGCCGCCCACCCGCCUGCUGGUCAAGCCCAAGAGUGGCACGUUCCAGUCCCUGGAGGCAGCCUCCCGCGUGACAUCCGCCUACGAGGAGAUGGGCUCCGAAAGUGAGGAGGACUUUGACUGGAGUGAGGCCUUGAGCACACUGUGCCCGCGGCCCCCAGGCCUGCCCAGGAGCCCCCAGCCUCAGCCCACACAGGCCCAGGGUUCGGACCAAGGCCCCUCGGCCACCUCCGCCUCCUCCGGGCUCUCUCCCAACCCCGAGGCCAUGUGCUCCGACUCAGAGACGUCCUCUGCGGGCUCCUCCCGGGAAGCUGGACGCCGGGCCAGACUGUCCUGGUUGCAGAGGAAGGCCCCCAGGGACCCUGCCGCGGAGAAGAUACGCCUGCAGGGAGAGCUGGACGUGAACUUCAACCCCCAGGCAGCCAGCAGGGAGACCUCGGACAGCAGCGAGCCUGAGGAGAUGCCCCAGGCUGCGGACCGGAAGGCCAGGAGGUGGAGAAGGGCCCGUGUGGGCUCAGAGGAGCCGAGCGAGGAGUUGUCUUCUCCCAACGCCCAUUGCCAGGGGCCGGAUGCACAUCAGGCAUCCGGUGAUUUGUCCGAGACCGACACCAGCAACGACGCCAGGCACCCUCGGAGCCGGGCGGCCGCCACGGAAGAGAAACUGAGAAACAGGCUGUACGAGUUAGCAAUGAAAGUGAGCGAGAAGGAGACCUCUUCGGGGGACGAUCAGGAGUCGGAGCCCAAGACGGAGUCUCAGAACCCCAAGGAGAGUCUGUCCUCUGAAGACAACAGCCAGGGCGUCCAGGAAGAGCUCAAGAAGAAGUAUUCUGCUGUUUCUCUCUGCAACAUCUCCACAGAAGUCCUGAAAGUCAUCAACGCCACCGAGGAGCUGAUAGCAGAGUCCGCAGGGCCCUGGGAGUUCCCACCUGUCCCUCCCGACAGAGAGAAGGGGACAUUUCCUCUUGGGACAGACCAAGUGAGACUGGAUGAACAGCUGACUUCUCUGGAAGAAAACGUGUACCUGGCGGCAGGCACCGUGUAUGGACUCGAAGGCCAGCUGAGUGAACUGGAGGAUGCCGCCCGCUGCAUCCACAGUGGCACCGAUGAGACCGAACUGGCGGAUCUGGAGGACCAGGUGGCCACGGCUGCAGCCCAGGUUCACCACGCUGAGCUCCAGAUUUCUGAUAUUGAGAGCCGGAUUUCAGCCCUGACCAUUGCAGGAUUAAACAUAGCACCGUGUGUCCGCCUCACAAGAAGACGCGAUCAGAAGCAAAGGAACCAGGUGCAAACCAUAGACACAUCAAGGCAGCAGAGGAGGAAACUGCCUGCCCCACCAGUGAAAGCCGAAAACAUUGAGGCGUCUUCAGUGACCACCAUUAAAACAUUUAACCGCAACUUCCUUCUCCAAGGCUCCUUGACAAACAGGACUAAUGAAAGGAAAAGCACCACCAAGGAUUUGAUGGAGCCCAGUCUGGCGUCUGCUGUGAUGUAUUAGUGCCACGGAGCUCCACUGCCAGUGACCCACUGCCUCCGGCCGUACACGACAGUGCCUUGACCCAACAGCCAUCCAAUACUGUACCGAUUUCCACCCGAGGAGGGGGCCUGGGGGGGCCAUGGUGCACCACUGCACAGGGCUGUCCUGAUACCUCACCCAGAAAGCAGCCCCAGACUUGAGCACUGCGGUCUUGCCCACUCGCUGCCUUAGGCUCCCAGGGGAAUCCGAGACGGAAAACCGAGACGCUGGCUUCCAACAACAGAGCUCCCUGUUCAAAAGACGCAUCUUUUCCGUGUUCGCUUCGCUACUGUGUGUUGUCUUUAAGAUCUCUCUUUUUUUUAAUCCCUUUGAUUCAACUGAAAGUAUAUGUCAAUAGUUAUUCGUCCAAAGGAGAACCGUUGGGAGCUGGGGGGGGGGGGUGGAAAGAAGGGAGAUGGAGAUUAUCACUUAAUUCAUCACCAGUUCUUACUAAUCUCUCAAAACCACGUUUGCCCCACAAAUGCUAAGGAAAAAUGUGCAGAUGUCCCCGCAGUGAACAUCCGGACCGUCCCAUCUGGGGAGCGUGCACCCAGCAAGGAUGCAGGUCUCCCUUCAGCCGCCUCCUUCCUGGGAAGCUCCUAGCUACCCCUCUCCCCACACCACACGACCAUAACCAGUGGCCCAGUCAUUUCCAUCGCUUUGCAAUCACACACCACGGAAUGGAAAGUUCUGACUCACCCACGCCAGGCCCAUGUCUUUCUGAAUCGAGGUCUCAUGGAGAAUUUAGGGUUUCUCCUUGGACUCACUGACAGUUUCCCCACUGUGAAGGGGAGAGGAGCUUGAGAAAGCUCACCAUUGGCUUAACUUUGGGGCGCUGUCUGGAAUCCACGUGAUGCAGCUUAGUGAUGGCCGCGUCUAAAUGGAUUCUGACCACAUGAGAAAAUGUCCUCCGGAAUUUAUUUCCCAGUAGAUAAUUCGGCAAAAGUAGUAGGAUGACCUUAAAGGAAAAAAAUGGUUAAAGAAUAGCCUUGGAAAGCUCACAGGCAUGAAAAAAGCAAGGACAAACUGUGAGUUUAACAGACACACGAGCCGACACGUGCUCCACGUUUGCGGUCUCGAAGGCAUGACCGUGUAGAGUGUGCUUAUAAAAGCCAGUGGAGGGGCGCCUGGGUGGCGCAGUCGGUUAAGCGUCCGACUUCA
Lynx canadensis (Canada lynx) is the source of this 3863-nucleotide messenger RNA. It is a transcript of the gene MYRIP, whose product is annotated as myosin VIIA and Rab interacting protein. Gene Ontology annotation, molecular function: myosin binding; small GTPase binding; actin binding. Bases 105 to 2684 code for a protein of 859 amino acids. NCBI's taxonomy places the organism in Eukaryota, Metazoa, Chordata, Mammalia, Carnivora, Felidae. The transcript is spliced from 17 exons. Gene Ontology annotation, biological process: intracellular protein transport. The record is from RefSeq and is a predicted model, not a curated record. Gene Ontology annotation, cellular component: cortical actin cytoskeleton.